Papaver somniferum (opium poppy) is the source of this 2775-nucleotide messenger RNA. RefSeq lists its product as uncharacterized. Bases 1 to 2775 code for a protein of 924 amino acids. Lineage: Eukaryota; Viridiplantae; Streptophyta; Magnoliopsida; Ranunculales; Papaveraceae. The transcript has 6 exons. The record is from RefSeq and is a predicted model, not a curated record. Gene Ontology annotation, molecular function: RNA-DNA hybrid ribonuclease activity; nucleic acid binding.
AUGAGGUUCUUUCAUACCUCUACGGUGACUAGGAGAAAAAGAAAUUCCAUAGUCAUGCUCAAAGAUGACAGGGGAGAAUGGAUUAAUAAUGAGAAAAUGAUUGAAAAUCAUAUAGUCAACCAUUUCAAUAGUUUGUUUAAUUCUUCUUCCUCUACUGUUUGUGAUACUGAGCUGUCUAAUCUUUUUGCUCCUGUCAUAUCUACUGAUGAGAAUCUAGAUCUUUGCAAGGAGGUCAGUGAGAAUAAAAUUAUUAGUGCUGUGAAGCAGCUAGGAGCUCUCAAAGCUCCUGGCCCGGAUGGUCUCCAAGGUAUUUUCUAUACCAAGUACUGGAAUCAUGUUGGUCCUAGUGUUAUCGAUCUUAUUAAGAGUUUCUUUCAUAGUGGUGUCUUAGAUGAUAGGCUCAAUAAAACUUUUAUUGCCUUAAUUCCUAAGACUAAUAACCCCACUACUAUUAAAGAGUAUAGACCUAUAAGUCUAUGCAAUUUUAGCAUGAAAAUCAUCACUAAGAUCAUAACUAAUAGGCUUAGACCUUUACUGAAUAAGAUAGUGUCUUAUAACCAAUAUGCUUUCAUUCUGGGCCGAUCACUCUUUGAUACUGCUAUUAUGUGUAUGAGAUUAUUCAUUCUUUUAAAACCAAAAAAGGUUCUCAUAAAUGGUGCUCCUAGUUCUACUUUUAGACCUUCUAAUGGACUAAGACAAGGGGAACCUUUAUCCCCUUGCUUGUUUAUCAUGUGCCUUGAGUCCCUUACAGGAAUGAUUAAUGCUGGAAUUGCUAAUAAGUCUUUGUCUGGUUUUACAGUGGCCAGAGGAGCUCCUAUGGUUACUCACUCUUUAUUUGCUGAUGAUAAUAUUAUAUUUUUGAAGGCUAAUUAUAAAAAUGCUCUCAAUCUGAAGUACUUGAUUGAUAAGUUUUGUCUUUGGACUGGGCAGCAAAUUAAUAAGAGUAAGUCCACACUUCUUACUUCUGCAAAUUUGGGUAGGAGUUUCACUAAAGGAAUGGCUAAUGCUUUAGGAGUUCAAGUUGCUGCUAGCCCAGGUAAGUAUCUUGGUAUUCCUUUACAGUGGGGUAGAGUUAGUGAGAAAACUUACUUUGAUAUUGUUGAGAAGGCUAGUGAUUUAUGGAAUGCUAAUCAUACUAAAGGGGCUUCCGUUAGCUGGAGAAGCAUUAUGAAGGGUAGGAAUGCUGUUAGGGAAUGUCUCAGAUGGAAUGUAGGGGAUGGUACUAGUAUAGAUUUCUGGAGGGACCCUUGGGUUGACGACUUGCCUCUUGCUAAUAAAUUGCAGUCAGAUGAAGCCACUCUCCCUAGAGAAUCUGUCAGUAACUUCAUGAAUUCUAAUCACCAUAGUUGGGAUAUUAAUAGACUUCAGAAUAGUAUCCCUGAAAACAUUGUUAAUGAGGUGAUUGCUCUUCCUGUUUGCAAUCUGACUAACAAUGUUGAUACUCUGAUCUGGUCCGCUAGUAAAUCUGGUAUUACUGUCAAAGAUGCUUAUGUUUUCUUGAACAUGAAAUUUAAUGAAGAUAUCAUUGUCAAUAAGGACUGGAGAAAAGGAUUGUGUGACCAUCCUGGCUGUAAUCUUUGUAACAGUGACUUUGAAACUGUUUUUCAUCUUUUCUUUGGUUGUACUAAGGUGUGGCCAAUAUGGGAAAAAAUCAGAAGUUGGACCGGUGUGAAUCUUGAGUUUGAAUAUCUUUCUCCUAGUUUUGUUAGUAAGUUAUGUUGCUAUGAUAUUAGUAUCGGUAGACUACACUGGAAAGAUGUUUGUCCAUUCAUUUUGUGGAGUAUUUGGAUCCAUAGAAAUAAGCAGGUGUUUGAAAAUGUUAGAUUCAAUGCUAAAUGUGUUCUGGCAUCUGCUCUUAGGUCGGCUACUGAAUAUUUUCAGGCUAACUCAGCUUCUUCUACAGAUGGAAGGACUAUGGAGGAAAUUCAGAUUGCUUGGCAGGUUCCGAAUACCGGAUUUUACAAGAUUAAUACUGAUGGGUCUACUAAUGAUUGUGGCGAUGCAGGAAUUGGUGGAGUUAUCCGAGAUGGAGCUGGAGAUUUUGUUGUUUGUUUUUGCAAACACAUUCACAAGAACAACAACAAUGUCGCAAAGGUCUGGGCAAUCAGAGACGGACUUCGUCUGGCUAAUCAAUUGGGUCUUAACCUUGUGGAGGUGGAGAGUGAUUCGUGGUAUGCAAUCCAAUUGUGCAAAGGAGAAGUCAAACCUAACUUGGACACAUACAGACUUGUCCAAGACAUCAGCAUGCUCAAGAGUAAGUUUGUGCAACUAGCUACCAUUGGUAUUUAUAUCCAAAAAAAUUCUAAACGGUAUGAGAUUACAGCAGGAAUGGGAAACUCACCAGUGGGAAAAGAUGCAAUCCUGGAGCUCGACAACUCUGGAAAUCUAGUGCUUUCCGACGGGAAUAUCAUUGUCUGGUCAUCAAACACGUCAGAUUCCGGUGUGCAUACUGCAGAAAUGUCAGAUACCGGUAACUUUGUUCUGUACAACACAUAUCUUAGUCCUGUUUGGCAAAGCUUCUCACAUCCGACCAAUACACUUCUUCCAGGCCAGAACUUAACAGUCUCGUUAGAACUUGCUUCUUCGAUUUCUUUGCCUUCUUACGGUGGUUUCUACACACUUAAAAUGCUUCAAGAACGAACUUCGUUAAGCCUCGCUCUGAUGUAUAACUUACCGGAGUAUUUCAUUAUAAAUACUAGUAAUCUUAAGGCGUCUUCCAGACUACAUCUCCAACUCCAUCCAGAAACAGUAAACUCCAACUGCAUUUCCAUUUAA